GGUUGAAGAGCAAAAGUUUGUGCCUACGAGAAAGAAAAAGAGAAACAACAUCACAGGGAAAAGCCCAUCUCCAGUAGUCAGCAAUGGUUUCAAAUUCCAAAACUUUUACUUUUGAGGAGGUGGCUAAGCACAACCACAAAAAGGAUUGCUGGAUUAUUGUCCAUGGAAAGGUAUAUGAUGUCACCCCAUUUUUGGAUGAUCAUCCAGGAGGUGAUGAAUCUUUGCUGUCGGCAGCAGAGAAGGAUGCCACCAUUGAUUUUGAAGAUGUGGGUCACAGUGACUCUGCAAAAGAAUUGAUGCAAAAAUACUAUGUUGGGGAGGUUGACGACACCACUCUUCCAGCCAAAGUUAACCAGAGUCAGCCACGACCACCUACACAAGCACAUGCCGAUAGCAAUCAAUCUUCUGGAUUUGUUGUAAAGAUCCUGCAGUUCUUUUUGCCAUUGCUGAUGUUGGGCUUUGCAUUUGCUCUGCAGUACUAUAAAAAACAAAAGAAGCAAGUCAGCGACUCAUGAAACCUGAACUUGGGCUAGAGCUUUAGUUUCAUUAGGUUUGUCAUUCAUAACCUAUAAUUAUAUCAAUGCAGUGUCUAAGUGUUAUUUAUUUAUUAGACUUCGUGCUGAGGCAGUAUUGUCUUGCGUGCCAUUUGAAUUCGUUAGGCCACCCAACAAGAUGCAGGGCUCUUGAUGUACUGCUCAGUCAUCCUGGCUGUGUUCAUUUAGACUCAACUGAUUUAAUAUCUUUUAUUUUAAACUUCUGUUUUUAUUGGGGGGAAAAAGGAAAAGAAAACACGAAUAAACUGGCUCUAAAUCUAGUGAUUGAUAUACAGAUUAUGCUAUAUUGUCAAUGGUGGCGUCAACAGGUUUAGCCAAUAUAUUUGGCUAUUGAGGAAAAUGGAUG
Molecule: messenger RNA, 900 nt
Organism: Gastrolobium bilobum
Lineage: Eukaryota; Viridiplantae; Streptophyta; Magnoliopsida; Fabales; Fabaceae
Product: cytochrome b5-like
Exons: 4
Coding region: 84-515 (143 amino acids)
Cellular component (GO): membrane; intracellular membrane-bounded organelle
Molecular function (GO): heme binding
Source: RefSeq, a predicted model, not a curated record